UACAAAUAUACCCACGUCUUCCAAACCGCCACAUUCGAAUUUAAACUUGAAGCGAGGGAAGUCGUAUGUUUUCGAAGAUGCCGGGCCAAUCCGAGACAACACAUUGUGAGAACCGCACGAAGUCUGAUAAAGAUGGUUCACUGGUCCCCAUUGAGAGCACGUGGUCAAAGACAAGUGUUCUGGUCAGUGUCCGUAACAAUGAGCACGUGAGCGUUGAGGGAGACCCACCCAUCAUGGCGCUUGUACAUGGAAUUAAGGUGACAGAGAAAGUGACCUUCACCCUGGCAUGUCUGCCCGUUUCUGUGAAUGACGUCAUCAUGUCUGUGUGCUACCUUAGCCACAAGGUCAACGGGGUCACCUAUUACGUCACAGCACGUGAUGACAAGCAGGUAGUUCUCAAGGAAGGCAGCUGUGAUCCCGUUGUGAGUCUCACUGACGCGAGACUCUUCGAGAUGUUCGCUCGAGGCAAUGGCUGGUGUCAGUUUAGAAGCUUUGCUCACAAAGAUCUAUUCCUGACUCACGACGGCAGCAGCUUGUAUCUGAAGACCAUGGGUUCUACUGACACGCAACAGUUCGACUUCGACCUUUUCCAGCUGAGCAAUACAUGAACAGGCUCUCCGCGAACAACACAAGGUUAAGAGAAGACUUGGAAAGCUUUCAAAUUCCAACGUUCAGUCUUUGCAUGCCCUGCAGCUUUGAUGUAACAUCCGGACAAGCACACGCCUGAUAAAUUCUUAACCCCCAGACUAUUUGAGAUAUACUCACAUCUAAAUACUCAUUUCAUUGACAAUUCACCUUACAAUGAAUUACAAUUACAAGUCAUGCAAACAUAUACAGAUUAUCUGGACCUUACAAUGAAUUACAAUUACAAGUCAUGCAAACAUAUACAUAUUAUCUGGACCUUACAGUGAAUUACAAUUACAAUUCAUGCAAACAUAUACAAGUCAU
Haliotis rubra (blacklip abalone) is the source of this 948-nucleotide messenger RNA. RefSeq lists its product as uncharacterized. The transcript is spliced from 5 exons. Lineage: Eukaryota; Metazoa; Mollusca; Gastropoda; Lepetellida; Haliotidae. The record is from RefSeq and is a predicted model, not a curated record. Bases 66 to 608 code for a protein of 180 amino acids.